Messenger RNA from Sphenostylis stenocarpa, 198 nucleotides. The record is from the annotation of a GenBank genome assembly. Lineage: Eukaryota; Viridiplantae; Streptophyta; Magnoliopsida; Fabales; Fabaceae.
AUGGCAUGCAGGUAUGGGACCGAUAUUGCGUGGCUUAUUGCUAGCCUGGAAAUCAAUCCUCGCAUUCCUUCCUCCCUGUUUCAAUAUUUAGUCCUUGCUAAUACCUCGGAUGGGUAUGAUCAGAAGACCUUCACGUUCCUGCUAAACUCCCAAGACCAGUGGCUCAAGCAAUUAUGGUGGACUGGUUGGAUUUCUUGA